AUGGCAGGAUUGAUUGAUAAUCUAGCCUACGUGCCCCAGUCUGUUCAGCUUCUUCUCGCUGGUGUUGGCGCCCUUUUUCUCACCUCCAAAGCCCUGAGCUACGUCAAGUUCCUUCUUGGAGUCUUUCUGCUUAGCGGAACUAGUCUUCGCAAGUAUGGCAAGCCAGGCACCUGGGCCGUUGUGACCGGCGCAUCCGAUGGUCUUGGCAAAGAGUUUGCCUACCAGCUUGCCAGCAAGGGCUUCAACCUCGUCCUCGUCUCUCGAACCCAAUCCAAGCUCGAAACUCUCGCUCACGAGAUCGAGGCCAAGUUCUCGGGCAAGAUCCAGGUCAAGGUGCUUGCCAUGGAUUUCUCCCGCGACGACGACGCCGACUACGACAGACUGGCCCAGCUCAUCAACGGUCUCGACGUUGGCAUCCUGAUCAACAACGUCGGCCAGAGCCACAGCAUCCCCAUCCCCUUCCUCGAGACCCCCCGCAACGAACUCCAGAGCAUCGUGUCCAUCAACUGCCUCGGCACUCUCAAGACCACCCAGGUCGUCGCGCCCAUCAUGCAGCAGCGCAAGCGUGGUCUCAUACUCACCAUGGGCUCCUUUGCUGGCUGGAUGCCCACCCCAUACCUGGCCACAUACUCCGGCAGCAAGGCUUUCCUCCAGCACUGGAGCAGCUCUCUCGCUGCCGAGCUGAAGCCACAGGGCGUCGACGUCCAGCUCGUCCUCAGCUACCUCAUCACCACCGCCAUGAGCAAAGUUCGCCGCUCGAGCGCCAUGAUUCCCAAGCCCAAGGACUUUGUCCGCGCGACCCUUGGCAAGAUUGGCUCCGGCGGCUACCAGAACUUUGCUUACACCUACACGCCCUGGUGGACGCAUGCACUGAUGCUUUGGGCUGUUGAGAGCACCAUCGGCGCUGCCCACAGCCUGGGUAUCUGGUUUAACCUCAAGAUGCACGUCGACAUUCGCAAUCGUGCGCUCAGGAAGGCCGCCCGCGAGGCCAAGAAGCAGUAG
Messenger RNA from Colletotrichum graminicola M1.001, 1002 nucleotides. RefSeq names its product short chain dehydrogenase. The record is from RefSeq and is a predicted model, not a curated record. The transcript has 2 exons. Gene Ontology annotation, biological process: fatty acid elongation. Gene Ontology annotation, molecular function: ketoreductase activity. The coding region runs from base 1 to 1002 and encodes 333 amino acids. Gene Ontology annotation, cellular component: endoplasmic reticulum. Lineage: Eukaryota; Fungi; Ascomycota; Sordariomycetes; Glomerellales; Glomerellaceae.